This is a messenger RNA of Saprolegnia diclina VS20, 189 nucleotides long. RefSeq lists its product as hypothetical. The record is from RefSeq and is a predicted model, not a curated record. Lineage: Eukaryota; Oomycota; Saprolegniomycetes; Saprolegniales; Saprolegniaceae. The transcript has a single exon. Gene Ontology annotation, biological process: proteolysis. The annotation marks the transcript as partial. Gene Ontology annotation, molecular function: cysteine-type peptidase activity.
AACGGCAAGGACUACUUCAAGCUCCGCAGCUCGUGGGGUGCGGCUUGGGGCGACAAGGGCUACAUCAAGCUCCAGCGCGGUGUCGGUGGCGAUGGUUUGUGCAACGUCGCCGAGUUCCCGGUGUACCCCAAGCUCAAGGGCGCGCCGAUGCCGACGACGGCGCCCGUCCCGACCAAGCCCGCAUGCUAA